Molecule: messenger RNA, 870 nt
Organism: Acanthocheilonema viteae
Lineage: Eukaryota; Metazoa; Nematoda; Chromadorea; Rhabditida; Onchocercidae
Source: the annotation of a GenBank genome assembly
AUGCAACGAGGAACAAAUGGAGGCAAUGGGAAUCAUUUUGAGUUAACAGAUUCAGAGAAGAAUUCAAUCAAUAACCUUGAAGAAAUGCCUGAAUUUCAACCAAAUUGCGCUGAAGGUUGUUUGAAACCUUUCCUUCUUACACUACGCGCAAGUUUUGUUUCUGGAAACAACUAUGAACGUUUAGUGAACACGUGCGAGAAACUCCGCAAAGUAUAUGAGUGUAUGGAUCGUUUAAAAAAAUGCCAGCAAAAUUAUUUAUUUCGCAUAUUUAUGGAUGGUUUUAAGUAUAUGUGCGUCGAACAUCCUGCUGACUGUGAGCAGAAGUGUAAAGCGCAUAACUUAAUUGCUGGUUGGUUCAUUCAUUCGGCAGUGCAUUCUAACAAGCUUCUUCAUGCCGGAACAAAUGGUGCACCGCCACGAGUUAAUAUUGGCUUCCUUCGUAAAAUUACUUCUGAAGCUUGCUCGAUUUUGCAGUGUUAUUUCCUGUGUUUAAAAACGAAAUAUAAUGCACGCUGUCAUGGUAUUGGUGGAAACUUGCUCGUGGAGGCAAUGGUAAGACCAAUAUAUCGAAUGCAUAAUUCGAUGUUAUUAAGCCCAUUUUGGAAUAUAAUGAGGCUAAUGAUGCCUUCCCAAUGCAAUUUUAUGAUGACUGACGAGGGGAUUUCUUGGCAGAGAAUUAAUCCGAAGCUGGAUAAAGAUUUAAAGGAGUUUUAUAAGAAUCGAACAGAAUCGUUGAUCAAAUUCCGUCCUCCAGUACAAAUUUUAAAAUUUUCCAAUUUUGUUUGCACUAAAGUAUUGCCAGUGUCAUCAAAAGAUUACCUCGAAGAUUGUCGCGCUGAAUAUAGAAAAGAUUGUGAUGACAAUGAGUGA